Messenger RNA from Capra hircus (goat), 1086 nucleotides. RefSeq names its product claudin 14 (gene CLDN14). Bases 58 to 1026 code for a protein of 322 amino acids. The transcript is spliced from 2 exons. The record is from RefSeq and is a predicted model, not a curated record. Gene Ontology annotation, biological process: cell adhesion; bicellular tight junction assembly. Gene Ontology annotation, cellular component: plasma membrane; bicellular tight junction. Lineage: Eukaryota; Metazoa; Chordata; Mammalia; Artiodactyla; Bovidae. Gene Ontology annotation, molecular function: structural molecule activity.
GUUGGUCCUGAAUGUCUGCCUUGGCCCAGCGGACAGGGCAGUUAACCGUCCAACCAAAUGACACGUCUGCCCACACAGGCUCAUCCCAAAGGACACAGUAAUUGUCUAGCUGCCAGCCGCUCAGAUGCCCUGGCCUUGAAGCUGCCAGUCGGUGAAAGAGGGAGGUCGGGAGGGUGGCAGGGUCCAGUGGAGUCCGUGGGUCAGGCCGCCUGGCGCCCGGCCAGUUCCCACAGCUGCUGGGAAUCCGGCGAGGUGGCUGGGACCUCAAGGGCGCUGCAUGACUCCAGCGGGCGCCCGAGCGAGCGGGCAGCAGCCGGCGAGGCCAUGGCUAGCACCGCCGUGCAGCUCCUGGGUUUCCUGCUUUGCUUCCUGGGCCUGGUGGGCACGCUCAUCACCACCGUCCUGCCGCACUGGCGUCGCACGGCGCACGUGGGCACCAACAUCCUGACGGCCGUGUCCUACCUGAAGGGGCUGUGGAUGGAGUGCGUGUGGCACAGCACGGGCAUCUACCAGUGCCAGGUCUACCGCUCGCUGCUGGCGCUGCCCCGCGACCUGCAGGCGGCGCGCGCGCUCAUGGUGGUGUCCUGCCUGCUGUCGGGCGCCGCGUGCGCCAGCGCCGUGGUGGGCAUGCAGUGCACGCGCUGCGCCAAGGGCACCCCGGCCAAGACGGCGUGCGCCGCGCUGGGCGGCGCGCUCUUCCUGCUGGCGGGCCUGCUCUGCCUGGUGGCCGUCUCCUGGACCACCCACGACGUGGUGCAGAACUUCUACAACCCGCUGCUGCCCAGUGGCAUGAAGUUCGAGAUCGGGCAGGCCCUCUACCUCGGCUUCAUCGCCUCGGCCCUGUCGCUCAUCGGCGGCACGCUGCUCUGCCUGGCCUGCCAGGAGGAGGCGCCCACCCGGGCCCGGCCCCGGGCCGCCGCGGCCCCCGCGCCCGCCUACCGGCCCCCCGACGCCUACAAGGACAAUCGGGCCCCCUCGGCCGUCUCGGCCUCGCACAGCGGGUAUAGGCUGAACGACUAUGUGUGAGUGCCCCCUCUGGGGGUCGGGGUGGCCUGUCCUCCCCCUGCACCCCACCCCCGUCUUCCG